Molecule: messenger RNA, 4012 nt
Organism: Synchiropus splendidus (mandarinfish)
Lineage: Eukaryota; Metazoa; Chordata; Actinopteri; Syngnathiformes; Callionymidae
Product: hippocalcin-like protein 1
Exons: 5
Coding region: 407-988 (193 amino acids)
Molecular function (GO): calcium ion binding
Source: RefSeq, a predicted model, not a curated record
AAACCCCUACCACUUAAUCCCGACCACACCAUCCCCCCGAUUUAAAUCCACUCCACGGCCGCUCAUCGCUCCAGCGCUGCUCCGUCCUCCACGGCCACCCGCGUCUCUGCUCCGGCCACUGAAGCAGAACAAGCUGCCGCCUUGUGCUCGCUAGCAGCGAGAGCCGGACUCGGCUGGGCCAGUCAGCAGUCACGCAGUCCGUCAGCCCCGGCUCGUGCGUGGAUGUGUAGUAAGAAGCAGUCGUAGUAAGAAGGAGCUCCGGAGGAAGCCCAGCAGCAUCCGCGCAGCUCCCACACCGGCGCACCGGACCCGGAGCGAGGACUCGAAUCCGCAGCCCACUAUCAGGCAGGGAAAGCCACUUGGCUGGUGCCACACUUGCUACAGUUGCCGAGUUAAAACAGUUGCCAUGGGGAAACAGAACAGCAAGCUGCGACCCGAGAUGCUCCAGGACCUCCGGGAGAAUACAGAGUUCUCUGACCACGAGCUGCAGGAAUGGUACAAGGGAUUCUUAAAGGACUGCCCAAGUGGAACCUUAAAUGUGGAGGAGUUCAAAAAGAUAUACGCCAAUUUCUUCCCGUACGGUGACGCCUCGAAGUUUGCCGAACAUGUCUUCCGGACAUUUGACACCAACGGCGACGGCACAAUAGACUUCCGGGAGUUCAUCAUCGCCUUGAGUGUGACGUCCCGGGGGAAGUUGGAGCAGAAGCUAAAAUGGGCCUUCAGCAUGUACGACCUGGAUGGAAAUGGCUACAUCAGCCGAGAGGAGAUGCUGGAGAUCGUACAGGCCAUAUACAAGAUGGUGUCAUCCGUAAUGAAGAUGCCAGAGGAUGAAUCCACGCCGGAGAAGAGGACGGAUAAGAUCUUCCGACAAAUGGACCUCAAUAAUGAUGGAAAACUGUCUCUGGAGGAGUUCAUCAAAGGUGCCAAAAGUGACCCCUCCAUCGUGCGGCUACUCCAGUGUGACCCCAGCUCGGCCUCUCAGUUCUGAGCCCCCCACCUCUCCUGGCAUCAAUACCUUCCUCUCUCGGUCCAUUUUGAAUUAAUGCAUGAUUGUUUUUUUGUCGAGUUUUGGUUUGUGUGGGUGUGUGGGUGUGGGUGUGUGCGUGCGUGCGCCUGGUUUUGGGAAUGACUUCAGGAGAGCGAUGAGGAUUAGGUCAAAGGCAGCAUCCAAUAAUGUGACAAAGUCUGUGUUUUCUCUUCUUUCUGAUGAGCAUUUCGUCAACACUCAUGUAUAUCAUGUAUAUACUGUAUGUCUAUGUAUAUCAGAAGAUUCAGUACGUUUGUUUUUCAUUGAUGCUGGCGACUAAGCGGCACUGAAUGGCAGUAUUAUGUAGCGCAGCCUCCUGGCGUGACGACGGAGGCAACAGGAGUUGUGAAGUAAUAACUCUCUAAGACCCUUUUUCAAAUGAUUUACUUGCAAUUUUGUUGGUUUUUACAUUAUGGAGGUUCGUUUGUAUAUAAUAUUCCUUUACGGCGCGAUAUCACAUUAUUGAAUGAUUUAUAUUCUCUUUGUUGUUAUUUUGUGAAAUAUCAAUGACAACCAUGUCAAGUUUACAAAGACGGAGCGAGUCGAGGGAAUGAGCUUUCAGUGGGGAGUGAGAGGUCUCAUCCCGAUCAAAGUGUUGUUUCUAAAGUACGGCAGCGCUGGGUGUGUGUGUGCAUGCACGGUCCGCUCGGAGCAAACUUUUGCAGUAUUAUCACGUUGUGUUGUUUCUUAAAACUGUAGGUAUCACAUGCAGCCAAUCAUGUAAACAAGCCGGUCUUCACUCCCGCUGUGAUGAGUCGAGCGAGGUCGCUCCCGCGAGCAGGAAAGGCUCAUUUCUUUCAAACUGUGCUCUCCGUUGAGCCCAAAUCCGUGUUAAUGAGCGCUUCACCUUUGCUCUGAUGAUCAUCAUCCUGACGCUCCAAACUGCGCUAAGAUGCUGAUUAAACCUGGUGAUGACUGCAGAGUUGCUCAUGCACUUGACCGAUUCCAAAUGGGAAAAUCUUAGGCCUCCGCCAGGGCGCAAAUUCACACUGACAUAGAAAUGUUAAUGCUUUAUUUUAGCAAUGUAAUUCAAUACUUUUUCAUCAUUUGAAAUCCCAUGGAUAGCAGCUCUCUCCCCACCACACCAUCCUCAUGGUGACCUGCAACACCACCAAAUUGUAACACUUGGUUCUUUGGACCAUGAUCAACAUGUCUUCAAAAGGAAAAUCUGUUCACGAUGAUCAAACAAUCCCCUUGGCGGAGGUAAACAUAUGAAGCUAGUACUCUCAAAUCAAAGGCAUAAUGCAGGUGUGUAGGUCAAUGAAUCCCUGCUAUUUAUUCUGCUGAGGACAAACAGGCUGAUAGUUUGUGCUGUUUUUUUUCUGUUCAACUAGGAGUUAAAACAUGUUUAUAUGUUUAGCUGCAUCUCUAAUGUUUAUUCUGAAAAAGCACCAAAUGAAUAGUUGUAACUUUCACUGUACUGCAUGAUCCCACCAAGCAAGAGUCUUAAAAAGCUGUAAGUGCACAGCGGUGUCUCUCUGUAGCUCUACAGCUUCCUCGGCUUGUCACCAGAGACACAGCGAUUGGAUUCUUCUUCUCUUUCUUGUUUAUUUGGACUCCUCUCUGCUCCACCUUCCCCUCUGCUUUUCUUCUCCUCUGAUAGACAGAGAACUCACUAAGGGCUCGUUCAUCACGCUGAAUGCUUUUUAUAUCCUCCUGGAAGAGUCUGCUGAUGGAGCAGGUAGAUGAUGGGUUCUGUUUCUCCAGGUGUUCCACAGGCGGCGCCACAUUAGGACUCACGAUCAGGUAUAAAGGCAUUCUGUCAGGUGAAAUUUGUUCACAUCAAAAUAUCCUCCAGAAACGUAAAAUAUGUAUGGAGGUUAUAUUGUCUGACAUUUUCAACCCAGUAUGGGGAUGAGCAGAUAGUAGAUUCAAUAUCAAAUGCACUAUUCAGGCCAGAAAAAUCGGGGGUUGUCCGGUAUAAUACUUCUGUCACUCAUCACUUAAAAUCCGGUGGGAAUUAAUUAACUAAAAAAAAAACAUACUCACAGUUACCAAUAAAUAAUAUACUUACAGGAAUAUAUUUACAAGAUCAUUUGGUUCUAUAAUAUUAAUUCAGACUCAGAAAAAAAUGCUUAGUUGUGUUAAAAAAAAGGUAGGUUAUUAAAAAAGAAAGUAAAGAAAUGCAAAAUUAAAACAAUGAAAUAAAAUUCGCAAGGGAGAAUAAUUAUCCAAAAACCGUGACUCUGCUAUUUGUGAAAACAGCCCAACUCUAUGACUUAACAUCCAGUGACCAGUGGAAAAUGCCUUUUCUGGCUCUGAAGUGCUGAUAAUAAUUUAAUGACUUCAGCACUGAGUCACAAGCCCCUUCAUGCUCGCUCAAACCCAUGUGGUUUGUGGUGCAGUGCAUGUGUCAGAUUCAGAAAACGCUUGAAGCUAUGUGUGUCUCGGAUGGAUUGAGUGUUGGCUUUAUUAAACUGAGUACUUCAGAAGAGAGGUAGCCAGAAAGUCAGAGAAGAUGAUCACGUUCAUCUGAUGUAAAGUGGCGUGAUCCAAACUGACAUUGGGACAAAAAAAAUGCUAUAUUUUCGUCCUGAGUAGUUUUUAUUAUUAUUAUUAUUGAUAAGUGUAUUUGUAUUUGGACAAAACAAUUCAAAUGAAAUAUGAAAUAAAUUACAUUCAUGAACAAGUUAGUUGUAUACCAUAAUAAUAUUGCAUCAGAUAGUGCUUUCAUAUUUUUGACUGGGACAAAAAAAAAAAGGCUGUAAACGCGAAAGACACAAGUCUGAUUUAAUCCUUGCGAGACUCGACUGAGAUCCUAAGGUGCCGCUGCCACCUGCUGGUCAACAAGAGAAAGCACUAUACACUCCAACCCUUUUCUAUCCCGCCUGACAGAAUCCCCCUGUUGUGACGGUAGUACAUCACUCUUGCCCGCUCCCUUCCCUUUUUCUGCCUAUUUUUUCUGUUGCAUGAAAACCUCACAAGAGGAUGUCAUGUUUGUCCGGUUGGAUAUGGAAUCUAAUAUAUAAAAUAUGUGUUUCAAAA